ACAUGUUGCAGUUUAAGUGGCAAAAAAAAAACGGGUAAAUACCGAAAAAUACAGUCAGUUGCAAUGUGUCGUGUUCGGAUGGAUAAACCAUAUUAAAACGCGCUCGUUUCGUGUUUAUCCGCCGUGUAAAAGCCGAGGUUUUGCCGCUGUGGAGAAUGACGCAGGAUUUUAUCUUUAAGUUUACUGCUGUUGACAUAAGCAGCUCCAGCUGAAGGAGAAGAAGAGGGGAGAGCGGCGGGGCAAAUCCGAGUCACAAGACUUCUUCAUUGCCGCUUUUUUCCAGUCGAAGGCUUAAACCCCUGGACUUAUGGAGAACCCCGGCUACAGCAGCGGCUUCGACGGCCUCCAUCACCCCAGCGACGACGACGAUGACGAGAUGGUGGACAUCGCAGGAGCCACGCUGGACUUUUCGACCACAGAUGACGUCCCCCCGCUCAGCUCAGGAGGUUAUGAUGAGUACAGCGCCGGUAGCAGCAGCAGAGCAGCCGGUAUGAACGGGAGCGGCCCCACCAAGCUAGUGGACCCUCUGGAAGACCCGCUGCCUGGGGUGGGCACCUACGAAGACUUCAACACCAUCGACUGGGUCAGGGAGAAGAGCAAGGACCGCGACAGACACAGAGAGAUCACCAAUAAGAGCAGAGAGUCGACUGUGGCCCUGCUGCACAGCGUCAGCGAUGCCUUCUCCGGAUGGCUGCUCAUGCUGCUGGUGGGACUCAUGGCAGGUGCUCUCGCUGGUGGUAUCGACAUCGCAGCUCACUGGAUGACAGACCUGAAGGAAGGGGUUUGUCUCAUUGGCUUCUGGUUCAACCACGAGCACUGCUGCUGGACGUCUAACGAGACGACUUUCCAGGAGAGGGACCGCUGUCCGCAGUGGAAGAGCUGGGCUGAACUCAUAGCAGGAACGGCUCAGGGCCCAUUUGCCUACAUAGUGAACUACCUGAUGUACAUAUUUUGGGCUCUGCUCUUCUCAUUCCUGGCUGUGACGCUGGUCAGGGCCUUUGCUCCAUAUGCCUGUGGAUCAGGAAUACCAGAGAUUAAAACAAUCCUCAGUGGGUUUAUCAUUCGUGGCUACCUGGGGAAGUGGACCUUGAUCAUAAAGACCAUCACUCUGGUUUUAGCCGUCUCCUCCGGCCUCAGCUUGGGGAAGGAGGGACCUCUGGUCCAUGUGGCGUGCUGCUGUGCCAACAUACUCUGCCAUCUGUUCACCAAAUACCGCAAAAACGAGGCCAAACGGCGAGAGGUUCUAUCGGCGGCAGCCGCAGUCGGAGUGUCGGUGGCUUUCGGUGCCCCCAUAGGAGGAGUCCUGUUCAGUCUGGAGGAGGUGAGUUAUUACUUCCCCCUGAAAACCCUGUGGCGUUCGUUCUUCGCCGCCCUGGUGGCGGCCUUCACCCUGCGCUCCAUCAACCCGUUUGGAAACAGCCGCCUGGUGCUGUUUUAUGUGGAGUUCCACGCCCCGUGGCACCUGGUGGAGCUGGCACCUUUCAUCCUGCUGGGGAUAUUCGGCGGCCUCUGGGGGACGCUGUUCAUCAAGGCCAACAUCGCGUGGUGCAGGACGCGGAAAACCACUCGGCUCGGGCACUACCCGGUCAUCGAGGUGCUGCUGGUCACCGCGGUGACCGCCCUGCUCGCCUUCCCAAACAGUUACACCAGAAUGAGUGGAGCUGAGCUCAUAUCCGAGCUUUUCAAUGACUGCUCCCUGUUGGACUCCUCUCAGCUGUGUGGCUACAAACAGCCGGUCAACACGUCAGAAACGGGCGUAGAUAACAGCCUGGCUGACCGGCCAGCAGGGGCAGGCCUCUACACGGCCCUGUGGCAGCUGGCCCUGGCCCUCAUCUUCAAGAUCCUGAUCACCGUCAUCACUUUUGGCAUGAAGGUUCCCUCUGGCCUCUUCAUCCCCAGCAUGGCUGUGGGAGCGAUAGCUGGCAGACUGCUGGGCGUGGGCGUGGAGCAGCUGGCCUACUACAACCAUGACUGGCUCAUCUUUAGAGGGUGGUGCUCCCCAGGAGCCGACUGCAUCACACCGGGCCUUUACGCAAUGGUUGGGGCCGCUGCUUGUUUAGGUGGUGUGACCAGAAUGACGGUGUCGCUCGUGGUCAUCAUGUUUGAGCUGACCGGCGGGUUAGAGUACAUCGUUCCCCUCAUGGCCGCAACCAUGACCAGCAAAUGGGUGGCAGACGCCUUUGGAAGAGAGGGAAUUUAUGAGGCUCACAUAAGGCUGAACGGUUACCCGUUCCUGGAGCCGAAAGAAGAGUUUGAGCACAGCAGCCUGGCAGUGGACGUGAUGAGGCCGAGGAGGGGGGACCCUGCUCUGGCCGUGCUCACCCAGGACAGCAUGACUGUAGGGGAGGUGGAGACGUUAGUAGAGAUCACUCACUACAGCGGCUUCCCUGUGGUCAUCUCGCAGGAAUCCCAAAGGCUGGUGGGAUUUGUGCUCAGAAGAGACCUGCUCAUAUCAAUAGAUAACGCCCGGAAACGUCAGGACGGCAUCGUCAGCGCCUCCCUGGUGGUCUUCACAGAGCACUGCCCCGCUCAGCCGCCCGAAGCGCCCCCUCCCCUCCGCCUCCGAGGCAUCAUGGACCUGAGCCCCUUCACCGUCACGGACCACACACCCAUGGACAUCACCGUGGAUAUAUUCAGGAAACUGGGGCUCCGCCAGUGUCUGGUCACACACAACGGGAGGCUGCUGGGAAUCAUCACUAAAAAGGACAUCUUGAAACACAUGGCUCAGAUAUCCAACAGAGACCCCGACUCCAUCCUCUUCAACUGAACUCCUUUCAUCUGCCGUUUCCACCUCCUGUCCACGGAGCGGGACGGAGGACACAAACCAGAGGACACGCCUCACCCCUCCUCAAACCAGAGACCUCCAGCGUUCAUUUGCACAAAUAAGUCACGGUUGGCCGAGUUCAAAUUCCUGUGAAUUUUUUCUUUUUUUUUUUUUCUUUUUUCUUUUUGGAGGCCUUCUUGGAUCCAAUGAAGCAAAAGCUCUCUGUAGCAGUGACUCACCCGGAGAGCUUCAGUUGGUGUGGGCGACUGGUUCACAUGUGCUCCUUUUGGCACUUUCCUUUUUCUGCGUUUUCUUUUUCUCGUUUUUCGAGGGGGGGAAACUCGGAAGAAGUCUGGAAUCUUCCUCCUACUUUCUCCUCAGACCGGAGGGAGGAGAUGAUCCGACGUGACUGACGCUGAAACUAGAUGAAGAGAGAGGGGAAAAAAACGUACAAAAUGAAGUGGGUGGACAGGAGAUAAACAGAGGUUUGGGAAGCUCCGUGAAUGCCCCGGAUCUGUCUUUGCAAGUCCAGACAAGACGCCGUUUUCCGGGAGCAGUGGAUGCAGCGAUGGCUCGCCCACAACACCAGAGGGGAUCGAUUCAGGAGUUCGACGCAGAGGAUUGCACAUCUACACUCCGACGAAGACAUUGACGACGGCCUGGGAAGUCCCCAGAAACGUCUCCUAUAUGCUCGAGACUUCGGCGGCAGCCUGGGAACCGACCGGCCGCCGUAGCAGAACCGCUCUGAUCCAAACACCAUGCCAUGCCUUAUGGGAGCGCCGCAGUGGAAGAAUCAUGACACAUUGAUUUAAUUUAAUGUCAAAUUGUUGAUCCCACUAAAUUAUUACACUGAUUUAAACAGAU
Molecule: messenger RNA, 3628 nt
Organism: Gambusia affinis (western mosquitofish)
Lineage: Eukaryota; Metazoa; Chordata; Actinopteri; Cyprinodontiformes; Poeciliidae
Gene: clcn5b
Product: chloride channel, voltage-sensitive 5b
Exons: 17
Coding region: 308-2767 (819 amino acids)
Biological process (GO): chloride transport; transmembrane transport
Cellular component (GO): synaptic vesicle; membrane; Golgi apparatus
Molecular function (GO): voltage-gated chloride channel activity
Source: RefSeq, a predicted model, not a curated record